Arachis stenosperma is the source of this 1476-nucleotide messenger RNA. RefSeq names its product probable flavin-containing monooxygenase 1. The transcript is spliced from 5 exons. The coding region runs from base 1 to 1434 and encodes 477 amino acids. Gene Ontology annotation, molecular function: flavin adenine dinucleotide binding; NADP binding; N,N-dimethylaniline monooxygenase activity. NCBI's taxonomy places the organism in Eukaryota, Viridiplantae, Streptophyta, Magnoliopsida, Fabales, Fabaceae. The record is from RefSeq and is a predicted model, not a curated record.
AUGGCUUUCCAACACAAAAAUUAUAAAGUUGGUAUAAUUGGGGCAGGUAUUAGUGGAAUUGCAGCUGCAAAGCAGUUAUGUCACUAUAAUCCAAUUGUUUUUGAAUCCACCGAUUCAAUUGGUGGUGUUUGGAAACAUUGUUCAUUCAAUUCCACUAAGCUUCAAACCCCAAGAUGUGAUUUUGAAUUCUCUGAUUUCCCUUGGCCUCAGAGGGACAAUUCAUCAUUCCCUUCUUACAUUGAGGUCUUGGAAUACUUGCAAAACUAUGCAACACAUUUUGAUGUGUUCAAGUUUGUUAAGUUCAAUUCAAAGGUGGUCCAAAUUCUCCAUCUUAAUAAUCAUCAUCAUCAUCAUGAUCAUGAAUAUGGAAGGCUAUUGAGUGGUCGUCCUGUUUGGGAAGUUGCCGUGGAAAACAAUCAAACUAAAAUUGUUGAGUGGUAUGGGUUUGAAUUAUUGGUGGUAUGCAUUGGAAAAUAUGGAGACAUACCAAUAAUACCAGUGUACCCAAAAAACAAAGGUCCAGAAAAUUUCAGUGGCAAGGUUCUUCACACAAUGGAAUAUUCUAAGCUUGACAAAGAAAGUGCUAAAGAACUGUUAAAGGGAAAGAAGGUUGCUGUUGUUGGUUAUAAGAAAUCGGCUAUUGAUUUGGCUAUGGAGUGUGCUCAAGCAAAUUCAGGAGGUGGAGGACAACCUUGCACAAUGGUGAUAAGGACUUUACAUUGGACAGUUCCAUCAUACUGGAGAAAAGCAAUUUCCAAGUUCAUAGAAUCAUACUUGGUUUGGAAGCUUCCAUUGGAAAAGUAUGGUCUGAAACCAGAGCACCAAUUUGUGGAGGACUAUGCUUCUUGCCAAAUGGCUAUCUUACCUGAUAAUUUCUUCUCAGAGGCAGAGAAGGGGAUGAUACAAUUCAAGAAGGUUUCUUCUUCCAAAUGGUGGUUUUGGAAAAAUGGAAUUGAGUUUGAAGACAAGACCAAGUUGGAGGCUGAUGUUGUUGUUCUUGCCACUGGCUUUGAUGGCAAGAAAAAACUUCAAUCUCUCUUGCCUGAGCCAUUUAGAAGCUUGGUUGUGGACCAAUCUGGGAUCAUGCCCUUGUAUAGGGGAACAAUUCAUCCACUAAUCCCAAACAUGGCAUUUGUGGGUUACAUUGAAAGCAUUUCAAACCUACAAACAGCUGAAUUAAGGUGCAAAUGGCUAGCUAGACUUGCUGAUGAACAAUUCAAGCUUCCAAGUGUGACAAAAAUGAUUGAACAAACAACACAAGAGAUUCAAAUCAUGAAAAGGACCACAAGGUUUUACAAGAGGCUUUGCAUUUCAACAUUCAGCAUUAACCAUAAUGAUGUCAUUUGCCAAGAAAUGGGCUUGAAUCCUUGGCGGAAGACCAGUUUGUUCUCUGAAGCUUUUAGCCCUUAUACCAGCCAAGACUACUAUUUUUGAAAACAAAGAAAUUCAAGAUAAAUAAUAAUGCCAAAUCAUAUA